Messenger RNA from Cheilinus undulatus (humphead wrasse), 8010 nucleotides. RefSeq names its product leucine-rich repeat containing G protein-coupled receptor 4 (gene lgr4). Lineage: Eukaryota; Metazoa; Chordata; Actinopteri; Labriformes; Labridae. The coding region runs from base 289 to 3351 and encodes 1020 amino acids. The record is from RefSeq and is a predicted model, not a curated record. Gene Ontology annotation, molecular function: protein binding; G protein-coupled receptor activity. The transcript has 19 exons. Gene Ontology annotation, biological process: G protein-coupled receptor signaling pathway. Gene Ontology annotation, cellular component: membrane.
UUGGCUCCCUGACGCUGUGGCGCAGGUUUCAGUGUUGCACAGGCCGGGCCCAGUGCCGCAGGUUGUCCGGUAGGGUGCCUGCCGAGCUACAAGCAGCACGCUGUUGAUGUCAGGAGCAGAGAGAGAGAGAGAGAGAGGAGGGGAACGUGAAGAAUGGCUGAAAACUGGCGGUGAUAUCCUGUUAUAGGAAACAAACCAGAGCGUACUACAUACUUAAGACUUCACUGCCUCCGUAUCAGCCAGCGACUCAUUAACAAACAGGCACCGCUUUGUGUAUGUGGUUAUUUAAUGGGACAACGAAAACGCAAAAAAACGCAAGCCGACCAACCACAUGAGAAGUCGACGUCCGGAAGAGGUUUAACCGCAAAACAAGGCCCCCCACCACGUCUGUGUCGCUUUCACCUGAACCGAAGAAGACCAAAAAUGCGUGUGGACUUGUUUUGGACGUGUUUGUGGUGUUUCAUUCGCCUCGGUGCCACCGGUCAAGGGCAGUCUACGGCCGUGUGUUCCUCCUCAUGCAGCUGCGAUGAAGAUGGGGGUGCAGACUGCUCCGGGAGAGGGCUGACCACCGUCCCAACCGGGCUCAGUACUUUCACCUAUUACCUUGACCUGAGCAUGAACAACAUCACCGAGCUUCCAGCCAACAUCUUCAAGAACUUCCCCUAUCUUGAAGAACUGCGACUCGCGGGGAAUGACCUGUCAUUCAUCCACCCUGAAGCCCUGUCUGGACUGCAUCAGCUCAAAGUCCUGAUGCUCCAGAAUAAUCAGCUGAAGACUGUGCCCAGUGCAGCUCUGAAAAACCUUCAAUCCCUUCAGUCUCUUCGCCUGGAUGCGAAUCAUAUAACCGCUGUGCCAGACGACAGUUUUGAGGGCCUUCAGCAACUACGCCACCUCUGGUUGGAUGAUAACAACCUGACUGAGGUCCCCAUUGGUUCUUUGAGACACCAGGCCAACCUUCAGGCUCUGACGUUGGCACUGAACCGCAUCUCGGACAUACCAGACAACUCCUUUGGAAACCUCACCAGUCUUGUUGUGCUGCAUCUCCAUAACAACAGAAUCAAGGAGAUAGGAGACAACUGCUUUGCUGGUCUUGUAAACCUGGAGACUUUAGAUCUUAACUUCAACAACCUCAAGGUUUUUCCCAAAGCUAUUCAGGCCCUGCCCAAACUCAAGGAACUCGGGUUUCACAGCAAUGAUAUUGCUUCCAUACCUGAAGGAGCCUUCCAUAAAAACCCCCUGCUGAGAACCAUACAUCUCUAUGACAACCCUCUGUCCUUCGUGGGCGCCUCAGCUUUUCAGAAUCUGUCCGACCUGCACUCCCUGAUGCUGAGAGGGGCCAGCAUGAUGCAGGACUUCCCCAUCCUUACGUUCACUAAUAACCUUGAGAGCCUGACCCUGUCAGGAACCAGGAUAUCAUCCAUCCCUGCUGAUCUCUGUGAAGAUCUCAAGUUACUUCGGACACUAGACCUGUCCUACAAUGAGAUCAAGGAGCUACCGUCCCUCCUGGGCUGCACUCGCCUGCAGGAGAUAAGCUUUCAACACAAUCAAAUUCAACAGAUUGACAGGGACACUUUCCAAGGUCUCUCUGCUCUCCGUUUACUAGAUCUGAGCAGAAAUGAAAUCAGAGUUAUCCACAGAGAUGCUUUCCUCACCCUCAGCGCGCUCACCAACCUAGACCUGAGUAUGAACUCUCUGACUGUGAUGCCAACCACUGGACUGAGCGCACUCAGUCAGUUGAAACUCUCAGGGAACCCACAAAUGAAAAAUGUUCUGACUGGAAAAAAUCUGCCCAAGCUCAGGUCCAUCUCUCUCCCGUAUGCAUACCAGUGCUGUGCAUUUGUGGGAUGUGACUCAAUGAUGACUUCCCCUGGAGAAAAUGAUGCAAAGAAAUCUACAGGUGGUGACGAUGUUGAAAGAAUCUCAAUGAUCAUGCAUUGCUCCCCUUCACCAGGAGCCUUCAAGCCAUGUGAGCACCUGCUGGGGAACUGGAUGAUCCGUCUGACCGUCUGGUUCAUCUGCCUGGUGUCACUGAUUUUUAACAGCCUGGUUCUGGUGGUCACAUUCUCCCCGUCUCACCGAGCUGCAGGCCACUCCCACUCCUUCACCCCAUCUCUCUCUCCAGCCAGACUGCUGAUGGGGCUGCUGGCCCUGGCUAACCUGCUCACAGGCCUGUAUGUCGGUGUGCUAACUGUCCUCGACAUUGCUACCUGGGGCUCUUUUGCUGAGUUCGGUGUGUGGUGGGAGAUGGGGCCCGGUUGUCAGAUCACAGGAGCUCUGGCCGUCUUCUCCUCGGAGUGGGCCGUUUUGUUGUUGUCACUGUCUGCAGUGGAGCGCAGUGUGGCCGUGCGGAUGAUACUCAGGAAAGUUAUGUCACCCAGGAGGAACGGUGGCUAUCGAGGAUGCUGGAGAGGAGACCGACGCUUCAGCCUGGCUGCAGGACUUCUGGGUUUGCUGGCUGCUGCUGGAGCGUGCCUGACUGUCCUGACCUCCAGCGAGCAGUCUGCCUCUCCUCUCUGCCUGCCGCUAGCUGGAGGUGAGAGUCCCGCCCUGAGUGUUACAGUGGCUUUGGUGCUGUUUAACGCGCUAGCUUACCUGUUCACUGCAGCUGUAUACACACAGCUGUACUGCCACCUUGGCAGGAUGGAGCUGGUCGAUCCAGAGCAGACUGGUGCUCUGCGACAUGUUGCUUGGCUCAUCUUCACCAACUGCAUCUUCUUCUGCCCUGUGGCUGCUUUCUCCUUCGCCCCUCUCCUGACUGGAUACACAGCAGGGGGCCCAGAGAUUGCUAAGUCUGUCACCCUCAUUUUCUUCCCGUUACCUGCAUGUCUGAACCCGGUGCUGUAUGUGUUCUUCAGCCCAGCCUUCAGGGAGGACUGGCUGAGACUACGUGGACGAGGUUCGAGCAGAGAGUUGAAGGCUGGAGCAGAAAGUCACGGAGACGAUGGCAGUGGAGGGUCAGAGCUGACAGACGGGGGCUCUUCCACCCACCUGGGCUUUGACUGUGGGAUGUACACACAGCUUUGUGGAGAGACGGUUGUGUGUGAGCAGUGUGAGGCAGCGCUGCAUGCCAGAACCUGCUCUUCCCCCUCAUCCUCCGCAGUCUGUAGACACUUGGUGAAGUCUCACAGCUGUCCAACCCUCUUGGCAGGAGCUGCACUCUGCCAGCGUGCCGAGGGCUUUUGGGCAGACAGCGGCACUCCCUCCGCUCAGUCUGAGUACGCAGACGAGGGGGACUCGUUUGUGUCGGACAGCUCAGACCAGGUUCAGGCCUGUGGCAGAGCGUGCUUCUGUCAGAGCAGAGGACUCCCUUUGGUACACUACUCAUACAACAUACCUCGAGUCAAAGACUAAGAACGCUUCAGAGCACCACAUGUGAAUUUAGAUGCUACAAGAAUAUCAAGACAUUUUAUAUCGGACGAAAUGUGCCAAUUAGUCUGCUAAAAGAAUUCUCAGAGAGCACUUAUGUUUGUAUUUACUGUGGAAACACAUGCAGCCAGUCUUUAAAGGGAACGGCUCUAACUUACAAUUUGCAAGUGAUCUGAACUGAGCACUUCAUGCGACAAACUGACAAAGGAUCUUGCAAAGAAAAGUCUUGCCACCAGUGCCUGCCUCUUGCUUUAGAAUGGAGGUCUUGAUGUUGCAAGCCUCAAUCUGUCAAAGAUUUUAUGAUUUGUCUGUUUUACCUGAUCUCAUAAGCUUUUCAUUUUUGUUAUUCAUCUUUUAAUUUUUUUAACUUCACAUCAACUGUUGAUUUUAUACUCUGAUUUAAAUGUAGCACAUGUAAUAAUCAUCCUGACUGUUCUGUAUGAAUGUAAGUUCAGGCUGAGGAGGUACACUCCAAUGCCAGCAAUAACUUCUUCCCUGCCUGCCUGUGAUCGUAAUCUACCGCGUGAGAAUGCCAGACUAUUAGAAACACUUCUCUGCUUUAAGACUAAGAAUGUGAUAAAAGUAGCAGAUAUCACUGUUUAAGCAAAAGCUUUGCUUGGUGGUGGUGAAAGACGUUAUUUAUUGUUUGAGCAAGAGUGGAGAGGAUUUCAGGUGCAUGUGAGGUGGCCUUUGAAUGAUGAAUACACAAUAUAACCCAAACAUUCACCCAAACAACAGCAGCUCUCUUUAUGUAAUCCCUCUCAAAUAAUUCUCAUACAUGAGGAGGUUGUUAUUUUCAUUGUUUGAAGGAUAAUUAUUUUUAAAUCUUGGCCUUAUUUUCUGGGUUUUUGUCAUUAAUCUCUGUGAUUGGAUCAAAGUUUCAGUUAUUUAGUUGCUGGCUGACUUAUUCUGAAAUGUGCCUUUAUCUAAAAGUCUGAUUGUACUGGCUGAUAGAACUGUUUUGGAUUCAUAGCUAUGUUACCCCAAAGGUUGCCAAAAUGUCAUAUUUUGAUACUUUCUUGAUACCACAUGUAUUUAAGGAAUACAACCCUUGUCAUUCUAACAACUGAUAAUAGCACAAGUAAUUUUAAAAGUUACACUGUAUUUAAUAAGACUGAUAAAUAACAAAGGAAUUAAUCCAUGAAAAACUGCAGUCAAACUCUUACACACAGCAUUAAUUUCAACAGAAUUUGUGUAAUUUUGACAAUGUGCAAGAGUUUGAUUGCAAUGUUUGAGGACUGAGGAGAGUAAAUGAAGCAACAUUGGAUGCCUAGGGCUCCAAUUUCUUCUGCUGUGAUAUCAGAAAAUAUCUAUAACUAUUGUUUUUUACUUGUAAGAUACUGAAGUUUGAUAUUGUGGUAUUUUAACAUCCUCCAUACAGUGCUUUUUAAGAAAAAUAAAUUCUGAAAUUAGAGGGUCCUGUGAAUUUACAUUUAUUGGCUGGCAGGUGGAUAGGUGGGUACUUUAUUAUCAGUGCAUAGUUCUACACAACAAAUUGUAGUUUGGCAUCAGCCGCCAGCUUAGCAUCAGUGCCAAAUUAUAGAUUCCAUGACCAUAGUUAAGUUAGUAAAACCUGUCGAAUGUAGGUUGAGAUAUGCUUAGUGAUUGGGUAUGCUAAAAUGGCUGGCAAGGCAAAUAGCCAAUCAUUGUAAGGAUUACAGGGUGGCUAAUUAGAUUUCAGGGGGCUCUGGUUGGCCCUGGCUACCUGUGGCUCCGCCCCUGGAUGUCAUUGGUGCUUCUAUUUGCUGCCAUAAUCUAUCAGGGCAGUGGUUCUCAUCUGGCCUGGUAUCAGGACCCAUCAUGGAAGGACAUGCAUGUAUACGUUCUGAUUUACACUUUUUUCCCAAGACAGAACAGCAAUUUGAUCAUUUCUGGAAGAUCCUUAGUAUCUUGAAAAAAAUAAGCCUUGCUAUCCAGGGAAAAGAAGAUGAACACAUUGAAGUCUUAAGAAAAACGUCCAGGGGUAGUUGCAGUGUCCAAAUUUGGCCCCCAGGCCAUAUUUUGGAGACCUCAGUAUUGGCUAUGUGAUUGCUACACAUGGAUAAUUCAUCACUAAUUCCCUUUAAUAAUGAUGCAGCUGUGCAUUUAAGUCUUACCAUCACAUUCAAAGCAUGGUGUGGUUUCACUCACUGCAGCACAUAUAAACACAAAGAUGCUUUGCUGCAUCUGUUACGUUAAAACCAACAGAUUUCUACUGAAAAUAAUGUUCAUAUUGACAAAUUUAGCUGCCACAUCCAUGAAUUUCCUAUAUGGGCUUAAUAGCAAGUAGCACCGUGUACCCUGCACAACUGGUGGACUGGACCAGAUUGUCUACUGGGUGUAAAAAUGAUAUUUUCAAGAAGAUAGACAAAGAUAAAUAUUUCCAAAUACAAAAUACGAGUAUGGGUUGGUGACAUGGCAUGCAUAUUUUUGUGUCUGAAUCUGUUAUUUCCUUUGGAAAGAAAUCAAUCAGUUCAUGGUAUUUAUUAAUUUGUUCUAUGAAACCUUCUUUGUUUACGUUUUCCAUAUAUUUAAAUAAUAAAAUUAAUAUUUUGGCAUCUCAGACUCUAAAAAUAUCCAAUGGAGCAACAGUCUGAGCAAUGAACAGAUUAUUGAUUUUGUUUGUGAGCAACUCAAAUUAGGAUACUUUGGUAGGAUUUUAUGGUUAAAAUAAAUGUAUCAUUUCAAAGCUAUUAAGGUAAUCCAAAAACUUCUGUCCUGGAAGUUCUUAAAUGUCAGAGUGGAGCACCAUAAUCAGGGGUAUUUUAUUUUGAAAUAAAGUGAUAAAAGCAGAUUGAGGUAUAAUUUUUCAUCUAUUUGAUUCCAGCUGGCGCUCAUGACCAAGUGAGAUGGUUUGCAGACCCUUUUCAAAUUAAGAUAAAAAAAAUAUUUGUUGCCCGUCACAGGUGGGUGGGUACACUUUCACUGUAUACUAUAUAUAUAUAUUUCACCGUUAAACUCUUGAUUUUAUUUUAAAAAUGUUUCCAGUCUCCAACAAGAACAAAAGUAACAUUCUAAGUGUUUGCUUUUUUAAUUUGAAAUUAGUUACAAAUAUCAGGUGGUGCAAUUGCAUAAUGUUGGAAAUAACCGUUGAGUUCUCUUAAUGAGGCAUGCACAAGCCAGCUCCCCUGAUAACAAUGGUUCAGUUUUUACACAAAAUUUAGGCUGUUGCUUCUAGUUUAGUUUCCAGCUACAAGCAAGAUGGCAUAUUUCAUCUUACACCAGAGAAAAUACUUGCAAGUUUAUGAUUUAUCUGAUGACAAACACUACAAACCUUAAAAGAAAACUUUUAAAUAUCCACAACCAUUACGGCUUAGUUAAACCCAGAAGAGUGAUGGCUGCUGCUUGUUUGUAGUUGAUUUACUCCAAUCUUUAAACAUAAUUUAGCUUGUGGGCUACAAGUUAAACACACAUGUGCCGUCCAAGUUAAACACCUGAAUGUAAUCCCAUUUUAACACUUUUCCAGAGUGAUCUGAAAGCAGCACAAGACUCUCAGCCAGCUGAGUCAACAAGAAAGUGAGCAGGGGUUGCCAAAAAAUCCUGAAAUAGAGCACUGUAUAGAAAACUGGGCAAUUAUUAUUCCAUGGCAGAUAUUCAAAGAGGAAAAUCUGUAGAGUAUGUUUUCAUUUAAAGGAUUAUUUACAUGUGAGCACAGGGUAGGUCUGUGCUUGUUAAAUGUUGGGGAGUAAUAAGAAUAAUGAUGACCAGAAUUAACAGACAUGAUGGUACAAAAAUAGAAAAUAAGGCCUCUUUUUAAAACAAGACUUUAAAUUCCUGUUCUUCCUACACUCACUGUUUCAGUCCGAGCAUUAUUACAUGUCAAAGACGCUUGUGUAUUGUAGGUCUGUUUUCACCCUGAGAGCUGAGCUGUGUCUGACAGGAGAUUGACUGAUGUUUGGUGUGAUGGAUCAUGACCACACAUCGAGGUGGAUACACCCUCGGAGCGUGUCUCCACAAGUGCACGUCAUGUGAGCGCUCAGGAAUUUAGCCAACGUAGGGAACUGUUUUCUGCCACCAACACGUCUCCUUAUAAUGCAACAUGUACUUUGAAUCCUUGUUUCAUUGUGUCUCGACUGGGUGUGGAAAAUUCUUGCACCAACCAAAAUGUCCGUUGAUUGUUUUGAGAUAUCCCAUCUGGUGAAAAUGUACAAACCUUUUUGUAUUUGGUUGUUGUUGUUUUGUUUUUUUUUUUUUUGUUUGUUUUUUUUGUAUUUUUAUGUAAAUUAUUUGAAAGACAAAAGUAAUCAAGAAUGGGAUGUUAACUAAGGAAGCUACCUCCUCUACUGUAGUGGCUGCCAGCAGUGCUUUGUAAAAGAAAAGUCUGUUUUUCUUUGUCGUUAUUGUGUUUUCUGGCUUGUGGGCUUUAUGUCAACACGUGUUGUAUGUCAUCAUUUUAGAAAAGUACAAAUUGUGGGAGGAAUCUAUGUACUGUAUACUGUGAUUUUUUUUUAACCAAACUAUAAACUAUUAAUUUUUUUUGUUUUAUUUUUUUUAUAGAUACAGACCUUCAGAAUAAUACAGAUUAUAAACCCAAUCUCACUUCAGAUGCAUUUGUAAUUUUAUUUGUAGAUUUUUUUUUUUUAAUGUGAGAUCUUCCCAAGCUGGUCUAUUCUGUUAGAAAAAAUAAUUCUGUUAAUUGUGAAAGAAUAAAUAUGGAAGAAAACA